Messenger RNA from Suillus fuscotomentosus, 2889 nucleotides. RefSeq lists its product as uncharacterized. The record is from RefSeq and is a predicted model, not a curated record. The transcript is spliced from 4 exons. Bases 13 to 2880 code for a protein of 955 amino acids. NCBI's taxonomy places the organism in Eukaryota, Fungi, Basidiomycota, Agaricomycetes, Boletales, Suillaceae.
GUUGCCAACAAAAUGAUCACUUGCCCAGGUUGCACCAAAAACUUCGAGCACGCUGGAUACUCCCAUCACCUAGCCAAGACCACGAAUCCAUCAUGCGCAGCCCUAUUACAACAUUCUGGUCUUUUUCCUCAGUCAGAGCCUGAGGUUGAGAAUUCUGACGGUCUUGAUGAUGGAGAUGACAAUGUUGAUCCUCGUCAUCUAACGGAAUUUACAGGAGACUAUUUUGGCCACUACAACGAACAAGAUCUGGAAUGGCCAGAUGAUAAUGACGAAGUUGCAGCGGCGGAGCCUCCUUUGGAUUCUGAUGGCGAGGAAGAGGAUCACAAUGCAGAGGUUGAGGUUGAGAAUGGGUGGGAACGCCCUGCAGAUCCUGUACCGCAGGAUAUCGACGUUGAUGUUUUUGAGGAGUCAGAUAUGUUGCCACAAUCACAUGCAGCCGAACGACAAGAAGCGGAGAAAGCCCUUGGUCGCCAGCCCACUAUUGAGAAAUUUCCGCGGCGCCAUGCAGGUGCUCCAAUACUUAACUCUGGCACUACCGCUUUCGAGUCUUAUAACAAUGCUCUGCAAGGCGCAGACAAUGUUUGGGCUCCCUUCGCAUCUCGCAUAGACUACGAGGUUGCAAAGUGGGCAAAACUUCGUGGAUCGGGCUCAACUGCUUUUUCAGAGCUGCUUGCAGUCGAAGGGCUUCAUGAUGCCUUAGGUCUUUCGUAUCGAAACACCCGUGAACUCAAUCAAAUCAUUGACCGACACUUACCAUGCCGACGACCUCGUUUCAAACGUGAAGAAAUCAUUGUUGCAGACGAAGCAUUUGACGUGUACUCGCGUGACGUCAUGGAGUGCGUCAAAGCCCUUUAUUCAGAUCCGGAUUUCUCGCAACACCUCAACUACACUCCCGAACGCCAUUAUGUCGAUGCUGACAAAACAAUCCGAAUGUAUCAUGAUAUGCAUACAGGAAAGUGGUGGUGGUCCACGCAGGCGAGUCUUUUGAAAAACCCAUCUCGACGGGCGUGGAUUCUCCUGGCCUAUCUACCAACCUCAAAACUCGAACAUAUCACAAACAAGGCUGCGAGGCGCCGAACGGCCACAAAUUUAUUUCAUGCUUGUGUGCGUCACAUUCUGGAGCCUCUGAGAGUCCCCGGCAAGGAUGGUGUUGCUAUGGCUAGUGGGGAUGGAGUUGUGCGUCGAGGACAUCCGAUUGUCGCAUGUUAUUCCGCCGAUUACCCGGAACAGUUGUUGACAACUGGGAUAAAAUCUGGAGAAUGCCCAAAAUGCGAUGUCCCGCAUGAGGAGUUGGGAAGUCCUGAUGUUCCUGUCAAGCUGCGAGACCUCGAGGCAAUUGUCGCUGCAUUGUCGCUCGUUGAUGAGGACUAUGACUUGUGGAGACAAGCAUGCCAGGAGCGCGGCAUUAAGCCCAUCUACAAACCAUUCUGGCUGGAUCUCCCGCAUGCUAAUAUAUUCCAAUCCAUCACGCCGGACGUGUUACAUCAACUCUACCAGGGUAUUGUAAAGCACCUCAUCGAGUGGAUCAAGGAGGCAUAUAGCGAAGCCGAAAUUGAUGCUCGUUGUCGUAGACUUCCCCCAAACCAUAAUAUCCGAUUGUUUCUCAAGGGUAUCAGUAAUCUCUCGCGUGUUAGUGGAACGGAGCACAAUCAAAUCUGUCGCUUCCUGCUCGGCAUUGUCAUUGGCAUACGGUUGCCUGGAAAUCUCAACAAUGCUCGCCUUACUCGUGCUGUUCGUGCCAUCCUUGAUUUCCUGUACCUUGCGCAAUACCCUUGUCAUACGGACGAAACACUGGCACUUCUCGAUGAUGCCUUAACACGCUUUCACGACAAUAAGGACAUCUUCCUUGAUCUUGGAAUCCGCUCGAAUUUCAACCUUCCGAAGCUUCACGGCUUCCGUCACUAUGUACAUAUGAUAAAAACGUAUGGUACAACUGACAACUACAACACCGAGUACACAGAACGUUUACACAUCGACCUCACGAAGGAUGCCUAUAGGGCUACCAACCAUAAAGACGAGUACACUCAAAUGACACUCUGGCUCGAAAGACGGGAGAAGAUUCUAUGGCACGACAACUUUGUCCAAUGGCGUCUCGUUGGUGAUAUUGCCCCGCAAGAAAUCAUACCUCCAGACAUGGAUUAUCGUCGCGCAAUCAAGAUGACUAAACACCCGACCAUCAAGCGUGUCCAGUUGGACCGCAUUGUGCGGGAGUAUGGCGCCACAUUUUUCACUGAAGCUUUGGCUCGUUACGUCGUCGGGAGAAAUCAACCUGGUUUGUCUGCAGCACAACUCGAACGCGAGGCCGCUCACAUCAUUAUUCCCUUUGAUACUGUGGCUACGUUCCACAGGAUCAAAUUCAACUCAAUCAAUGCUCGGGGGAUCCAGGACUCGAGUGUCACCGUGGAUUCUGUCCAUUGUCAACCAUCACAAGAGGACAAGCGAGGGCAUAUGAUCCCCGCGCGUUUUGACACAGUUUUGGUCAACGAAGGGGACGGCGGGACAACAGGCGUGGAUGGUGCGUUUUGUUACCGUGUUGCGCAAGUCCGUGUCGUCUUUACGCUAACAAAUCAAGCUUCAAAUGUGUUAUUCCGCGCUGGACCUGCACAACCACCCACCCACCUUGCCUAUGUGGAAUGGUUCACUCCAUUCCAGCAACCGGAAUCACACCAUGGGUUGUACAAAGUUGCCCGCUUGAUUCGUCAUGGAGAACGUCUGGCAAGCAUCAUUGAGAUAUCAGAUAUCUGUAGGAGCAUUCAUCUUAUACCUAAUUUCGGCGUAGCGGCACCUCGUGAGUGGACGAGUAGCACUGUUCUGGAGUGCUGUUCCACCUUCUUUGUAAACCCCUUCAGUGACCGACAUGCUUAUUUAACACUUGUCUGAGCAUUACAA